Molecule: messenger RNA, 319 nt
Organism: Ochotona princeps (American pika)
Lineage: Eukaryota; Metazoa; Chordata; Mammalia; Lagomorpha; Ochotonidae
Gene: DEFB135
Product: defensin beta 135
Exons: 2
Coding region: 1-225 (74 amino acids)
Biological process (GO): innate immune response
Cellular component (GO): extracellular region
Source: RefSeq, a predicted model, not a curated record
AUGAGGGGUUCACUGUUGAUCCUCCUGGUUCUUGUCUUGCUCUGCUCUGUUCCACCAGCUAAAAGUGGACCAAAUGCUUACCUCAAGAAGAUCUUUGAAACCUGCUGGCGAUUGAAAGGUACUUGCAAGUUAAAAUGUGCAGACAGUGAAAUCUAUCACAUUUUUUGUAACAAUUAUCAUCUUUGCUGUAUCUCCAAAAAAGAUUUGCCUGUGCUUGUUGGGUGAUAGCUGUGAGCUCAGGAAGCCUCCUGCAGAUGUUUUCUGGGACUCCAGAUCCCUCUCAGCGGCGCCACCCCAUUAAAAUCAUGGCUUUAAUCCA